This is a messenger RNA of Sinocyclocheilus anshuiensis, 1935 nucleotides long. Its product is annotated as GTP-binding protein SAR1b. Gene Ontology annotation, molecular function: GTP binding; GTPase activity. Gene Ontology annotation, biological process: intracellular protein transport. The coding region runs from base 173 to 769 and encodes 198 amino acids. NCBI's taxonomy places the organism in Eukaryota, Metazoa, Chordata, Actinopteri, Cypriniformes, Cyprinidae. The transcript is spliced from 7 exons. The record is from RefSeq and is a predicted model, not a curated record.
CGGACGGUUUCGAUUGUGACACACAGCGGAAGUGGCGCCAUUGUUGUGUGUCGUGGCUGUGAGCGGCUGUGAGUGUGUUCUCUGGACUCUGCUGUAAUAUUCACUCAUUCAGCCGCGCUGGAAAGAGCUGCACUCAUCUGUACACACACUCGAGAUAUUCCACGGCCUGGAUAUGUCCUUCAUAUUUGAUUGGAUUUAUAGUGGUUUCAGUAGCGUUCUGCAGUUCCUGGGGCUGUACAAGAAGUCUGGUAAAUUAGUAUUCCUCGGUCUGGACAAUGCUGGUAAAACGACGCUGCUGCAUAUGCUCAAAGAUGACAGACUGGGUCAGCAUGUGCCAACCUUACACCCCACCUCAGAGGAGCUGACGAUUGCUGGCAUGACCUUCACCACGUUCGAUCUGGGUGGCCACGCUCAGGCUCGACGAGUGUGGAAGAACUACCUCCCAGCCAUCAACGGCAUCGUCUUCCUGGUGGACUGCGCCGAUCUCACCAGACUGGCCGAGUCCAAAACAGAGCUUGACGCACUAAUGACAGAUGAAACCAUUGGAAAUGUGCCCAUCUUGAUCCUCGGCAACAAGAUCGACAAACCUGAAGCCGUUAGUGAGGAGAAACUGCGCGAGAUCUUUGGACUGUACGGUCAGACGACGGGAAAGGGCAACGUUCCUCUCAAAGAGCUGAACACGAGACCCCUGGAGGUGUUCAUGUGCAGCGUGCUGAAGAGACAGGGCUACGGCGAGGGCUUCCGCUGGCUCUCACAGUACAUCGAUUAGAGGAAGAGGAAGAGGAAGCACCACGCUCAUCCCGCCUUCACAACCACGACUCCACUCACACAGACUGUUAUCCUUCAGUUCAUCGACUGGUUCUCACAUUGUUUCUUACCAAAACCACAAACCUGCAGUGAUUCUGCAAAUGUGGUCAAUUCCAAACAAUGAAUCUUCGCAUUGGCUUCGGUUUUAUUUACUCUGAAAUUUGAUGUUUUUUUUGUCCGUUGAUCUCUUUCUGUUCAUCAGGGAAUGAUUCUGCGUGUGUACUCACAGAAAUGUUCACAGCUUCUGAGUCAUUUGCGUCACAUACUUCAAACAGGAAGUGCUUUGACUUCUCUCCAGUGUUUCGUUUCCUGUCGUCAGGCUUUAAGAUGAAGUCGAGACUGUCUGUUAAUGUGCUGAUGUGGCCGUGUUGAAUUGCAUAUCUGUUUUUGUUCUCCCAAAAAAAUUAAAACAAUUGUACUGCCACAUUCAGAAAUUAAUUCCCAAAGCUACUGUAAACUGAAAUAGACCAAUAGUUGUUUCUCUUUUUUUAAUAUGAUUUGGAAUUGAAGACGGGCAUGGCAAUGAACCUCAGAGUAAUGUGUGAGUAUCAUUACUGGCCACAAGUGUCUGAUAAUUUGGGCGAGAGCAGAGCAUGCCUUCCACACAAACACACAUUAUUAUUAUAUUUAACUGCUAAUGACUAGUAACAUGAUGAUGGUGAAAAGUGGACACACAGAAGAUCGUGAUGUUUGAAGCUGUUCGAUAGCUUGCCUUGAACAGAAGGGUGCGAGUGAAAUAAGGACAGCUGUUAAUCAAUGACAUGGACAAAAUAUAAUUUAUGUAAAUGCCAUAUAUAGAUUUUUUUAAAGCUGUCCUUGGAUAGCUCUUAAUUUGAAUAACAUGAAUGAAAAAAAAAACAUGCAUGCCUUGUUCCAUGAUUAUUAUUAAUUUUUAUUAGUGUUUUUUUUUUUAAUAAACACAAAUAACAUAGUGUAAAACAUCUAAAACGGGGUGAGAUGCCAAGGGCGCAGUCUUCUAGGUCUAUUUCUAUGGAGUCGCAGUGGAAUGGCACAUAAAUGCAUUUUAUUUUCUGUACUGUCCUUCCAUGUAUCAUUGUCAUUCCAUGAGCUACGAGAGAUGCAGUUGUUUCCAUCAGAAAUUGUAAUAAAUAUUUGCAAUGAAAGCAA